AUGCGCCUCUGGUUGCCCGACUGGGAACUCCGGGAGCGCUCGCCGUCGACCGAAAGCGAGGCCUCCACGGCCAGCUACUCAAGCCUCGCCAGCGACGCGUCCUUCUAUGACGCGUCGUCGGGAGAUGAGGCCGGGCUGGCCGAAACGGGUGGCCACGACACCGCCACGCGCCGGUCGGCUCCUCCGCUCGCGUUCGCGUCGCCCCCCGCGCGCCACUUCUCUCCACUGCCGUCUUCGUCCCCGCUCUUCUCCUCGGCUCAGGAUGCGAUUGUUUGGAUACCCGGCAGGGCGGGCGUUACGCUGCCUGACCGGGUAUCACCAGAAGCCGCUCAAGGACGUCAGGGCGCCUGGCUUUCGCCACCGGCCGCACGGGCCACGCCGGCGCCUAUCCGGCUUGUAGACGACGUCCAAGACCUUCGUCCGUUUGCUGUGCCACCCGGCAGGGCGUGCCGCAUGCUGCCUGUCGAGGUGGCGCCUGGACUCGUGCCCGACUCUCAGAGCGUUGGCUCCCCGGGCACUCAGACGCCUUGCCCAGGUCCGAGUGACUUCCACACGCCGCGUCAAGACCCCGGACUGUCUUCUCCGUGCGCCGAUGGCCCCCCGAUCGAAGAUGCGAAUGAUUUGGUACCCGGCAGGGCGGGCGGCAUGCUGCCCGACCGGGUACCACCAGAAGACAAUGAAGACCACAACGCCGACUCUCAGAGCGACCACUCCCUGGGUGCUGACAGGCUACACCCGGGUCCAGCCGACACUGCACCGACCUCCGCUGCCCUCCCGCCUGCCCCACCAGCCCCUGCCCCACCAGCCCCUGCCAAGGCUCCCGACGAAGACUUGCUUGCUUCCCAACCCGGCAGGGCGGCAGGCAUGCUUUCCGCGGGGUACGCGCUUGUAGCCGCUACGGCUCGCGCCCUGGGCGUCACGCACGACACCAGCGACCCUGCGGACAGCAGCAGCAGCAGCGAUGGGGAGGGCUCGAGUAACGAGGCAAUUGCUUUCACUGUUGACGAAGACUGUCCAAGUGAUGACGACCGGCUUUGUCUGGCGGCUACGGAGCUGCCCGGCCAAGCUGGAUACACUGCAGUGGCCGCGGCUACACCCAUGCCAGCGUCCACUGCAGCAUCUGUCUCUGUCCCACUAUUACAGCUCUGUGACAACCGACUCGGCGGUCCGGCAUGCAUGCAGCCCGACCGAGUCGGGUUUGAUGAACCCACGUCCCUUGUGGACACUGCCCUGUCCAGUGCCGCUGUCCUGGACAUGGUCAAAGACGACUGCCAGCGCGCCGUCACCCACGACGUACCGGGUCCACUCCACGAACAUGUCCAGCCCGAAACAGGGCGACCGGACCCGGUACUAUCAGUGUACGCCCAUAACGCGCCCGCAUUCCCUUGCACGCUGUGUGGGCACACUGCAUGUGACAUGAGCGCGCUGUCGAGUCACAGACGGACCUCCCACCGUGGCACCUGCUUCGUGGAUCAUUUCCACAGCGGGUGCACGUGCGGCAUCGGGCACAGGACUCGUGCAGCUGCUACGAAGCAUGCUAUGGAGUGUCGGGACAGCCCGUCCUACAUCCCUUCGGCUGCACGUGCUCCCCCGGGUCCGUCUCCGGUCCACUUUCGUUCUCGUUCUCGUUCCGUGUGGUCUGUUCCGGAGGACGAGGUGACCCCCGAACAUACCGGGUCCCUCGUCCUGGCUCCUUCCGUGGGUACAGCAGUUGCAUCAAGCAGCACUGUGCCCACAGAUGCGACCACAUCCCAGAGCACCGUGCCUGCUCCCGUGGACCAAGCCGGGCACCUGCAUGUCCCCCCCGUGCGGUGCCCUUCGCCACCGCAGCCGCAUGUUCGGGUGGCGGGGAAGCGGCGCCGUUUAAACGAAGCUGCUGACCCGCCUGCUUCUCCUGACUGGGACAUGGACCAAGGAACCUCUGUGCUUGGAACCCCUGCUUGGCCCCCAGUUGAGGCAAACGAGGACCUGACUUUGGAUCAUGUGCUGGAUGAUGACAUUUCCGAAUUUCUUGUGGAUAUUUGUGGUUCUACUCUGGAUGCAGCUGACCCUUCGCUCACGGAGGAUGCUGCUGUCUCCGGUCGACUCGGGACGGCUCCCGUGCUACGCGGUGGGGGGCCACGUCACGGCGCGAUCGGGUCUUCUGGGGCUGUCCCGCCUGCCGCUGAUGUCCCGGCUUGUCCUGCUCCUACUUCUCGGGUGGCUGUUUCGGCUGCGCCCCGACGAACCAUGACUCGUUGGGGCCCCCGACUCGUAGUGACGCUACCCAUCACUGGGCGACGUACUCGCACUCGACGGCCAUCCUCCAGCGUACCUGAUUCUCCUUUGGUAGACCGCACCGCGCCUACUACGGCAGUUCCACCUGCUGAUUCGCCGAUAGCUCCGCCACCAUCACUGUCAGUGGUGGAGCCUACUGACCACCCAGCGGUUCCAGAGCACUGGCUACUACGUUUUGACGGGGCUUGUCGUCGGAACCCUGGUGCUGGUGGCGCUGGUGCGGUGGUAACAGACGCGUCUGGUACUGUGGUUUGGACGUGCUCCCACUUCCUGCCUGCCCGCGGUGAAACCAACAACACCGCGGAGUACUCUGCUCUAUUGAUAGGGCUGCAGGGGGCACUGUUCCACGGUGCCAAGAGGCUAAAGAUUGAAGGAGACAGCAACUUGGUGCUCGCCCAGGUGCGGGGCUCAUUUACUUGCUCCAACCGGCGGCUCCGGCGGUUGCGAGGUCGGGUUCGCUGCGAGUUGGGCCGCCUGGAUUGGUACCAGCUCAGUCACAUCGACCGGCAAGCUAACGCUCACGCUGACAGACUGGCUAACCGUGCCCUUGACCUCCGCCGUACCGCGUUGGAGUGUGGGCCCCACUCUGAUGACCUCUCCGCUUGUUUCACGCCUGUUUCCUCUCCGCCUUCCAGCCCAUCCCCGGCUGGGCCAGUCACAGAUGGUCCUCCCGAUGCGGAUACUGAUGGCUCUGUGGAUGACGAGGCCAUGGACGUAGAAGCCGAGAUCGCUGCUCGCGAUGGGGGUGAAGUUUUCCCGACUAUUCUCAUUGGUCCGGGUUCUACUCCAGCGCGACAACCUCGGCUCCGUCUCCGUCACUUGAGCGAGGAGGAGCAGGAUAUUGCUGCUGCUGCGGUACAGCACUUUGCGGAUGUCAUGGCGAGCAAGAUUACGGAUGCGGACAGUUGGAUAUCUGGUGAGGGAUACAUCUCGGCCAUCCCAGACCGGCUUCGCGAAGUGCUGCUGCCAUUCUCGGUGUCACCAAUGGGUACUUCAAGCUCGAGAGACAACUGUCCUCGCCAACGCCCACCUCGCGUGACGCGUACGCAGCGCGAACAUCGGUUGGAUGAGGCCCUUGAUGACAUGCAAGCGACGCAACAGGCGGUACCGAGUGACCGUCGCGCGGUCCGGAAGUCUCGCCGCCGCGUGGGUAGAAUACGAGCGUCUAUGGCUCAACUCGAGUUGCGUCGCCGCUUUGCGCAAGACGAAGCCAAGUGUGUUUCCUCUAUCCUCGAUGGUGCCUCUGCCGAAUCUGCGGGUGUCGAGCACCCCGAUACAUGUCCUAUUGGACGGGAGGAGCUUCACCAGCACUUCGUCGGCACGAGUUCCGCUCCUACCGCUUUUGAUUACGAUGCUGACUGCGGACAGGAAUUCCGGGAUGUUCUGAAUGGGUUCCCACGGACGCUUCUGGGUGAUGAUUGCUUUUCCGAGGCUUUCUCGAUGGACGAAGUGGAGGACCAGCUGUUGAGGGUAACUAAAACGUCCAGCCCCGGGCACGAUGGGGUUGGCUAUGAUGUUUACAACCAGUUUGCCCCGCAGUUGGUACCCCUUCUGCAUGCCGCUUACCGAUUCUGCUGGCUACAUCGGAUGGUACCUCGACUCUGGAAGGUGGGCAUGGUCCGCUUGGUUCACAAGAAAGGCGACCCGCUGCAACCUACGAACUGGAGGCCAAUUUGCUUACAGCCCGCUAUAUACAAACUCUACAGCGGGUUGCUGGCCAGGCGGCUGUCGUGCUGGUUGGAACUUAACCACCGGUUGCCCAUGGCGCAAAAGGGGUUUCGAGAGUUUAACGGAUGCCAUGAGCACAAUUUCCUGGCUACUACGAUGCUCGAUCAGACCCGCCGCUCGCGCCGCAAGCUCUACCAAGUCUGGUAUGACCUCCGAAACGCCUUCGGUUCGCUUCCGCAGCCCCUCAUGUGGCAGGUGCUCCGCCGGAUUGGUGUUGAGCCCCGGUUCAUUAACCGAUGCCAAGAUAUCUAUGAGGGGUCUGCUUUCGUGGUUAUGAAUGCGAAGGACGGGGCGACCGACCCGGUGCGACAGGAAGUGGGUGUCUACCAAGGCUGCCCCUUGAGCCCCCUUCUUUUUAUUGCUGCUCUCAUCCCACUGGUCCGCCGUUUGGAACUACUGGAGGAUGUCGGUGUGCCGCUGGCGGAGGGUGUCCGCCCGUGCACCACCGCUUAUGCCGACGACAUCAAGGUUUUCAGUGACAGUGCCGAUGGAAUCCGCCGCUGCCAUGACGUUGUCCGGAGGUUUCUCCAGUGGACGGGGCUGCGCGCUAACCCUGCCAAGUGUGCGAGCCUUGCGGUGACCAUUAAUGCUCGUGGUAACCCGACACUUGACGACAGUGUUCGGCUGGGGAUUCAUGGCGAUGUCAUUUCCCCGCUCACCCUUAAUGAGAGCUAUCGCUAUUUGGGGGUGGGCGAUGGUUUUGACCAUGUUCAGCACCGCCUCCAGCUCGAGCCAAAGCUCCAGCAGAUAAAGCGAGAGGCUGUGGCACUGAUGAAGUCUGGCUUAGCGGUGUGGCAAGUGGUGAAAGCGCUUAAGACUUACGUAUAUCCGAAGGUGGACUACGCGCUUCGCCACUUGCGCCCGCUUCGCUCUCAGCUCGAAGGAUUCGACUGUGCCGUGAAGCGUGGACUGCGACAUAUGCUGCGCCUGCCCCAGUCUUCGACCACUGAGUUCUUCUACGCGCCCACUUCUGGUGGUGGACUGGGCCUGCAGUCUCUAGUGGAGAUGCACCAAUCUCUGCAGGUGGCGCACGCAUGGCAGAUGUUGCACUCCAAGGAUCCAGCUCUAGUGGCGGUGGCGAAGGCUCAGGUCCUACAGGUCGUGCACAAACGAUACCGCCUAUUGAACGACCACUGGACGGGUCGAGACGACGAACUCGUACGUUUGUUUUUGAACUCCAAGCUCGCGUCGUCUCCCCACGCCACCAUCCAUCGCAGAUCGGGGGACAUCGCUUCGGUUUGGGUGGAUGUGCAGCGGGUGCUGUGCAUCCACCGUAUUACCUUUACUGAUCGCGCCGACGAGUCUGGUCAGGACGCGUUUGCGAUUCGCGUGCCGCACCACACCCAAUGGCUUGACCACAAGUCUGUCUUGCGGCACGUGAAGUUGCACAUGAAAAUUCGACACCAGACUCGGUGGCAGAGUCUGGUGGACCAAGGCCGGACGGCUCGGGUUCACGGUGGACCCGGGUCUAAGUUUGUGCUAUCGGGAGCGGGCCUGUCUGAUGCUGAACAUCGGUUCGGCAUCCAGGCUCGUCUAAACCAAGUGGACACGAACUCGGUUCUGAAGCGACACCGUAUGCGGCCAAAUGCUCAUUGUCGACAGUCGGCCUGCUCGAGUGCGGAAACACUGGCGCACGUUUUGAAUCACUGUGCAUCCAAUAUGGAUUUAAUCCGCCAGCGUCAUGACACUGCACUCGAGCGAAUUGGUGUGGAGAUCAGGAAAGCGCUUCAACGGACCAAGUCGCAAGCAGAGUUACGACUCAAUCAGACGGUUCCUGAGUACACCGGUGCGGCUCUGCGUCCGGAUAUGGUGCUGAGGGACGUAAAUGCCAAGACCAUGGUGAUCGCUGACUUGGCAGUCACCUUCGAGACCCAUGGUGCUGGAUCUCGCCUUUCCUCGCUGCAGUCCAGCUAUGACUUCAAGAUGCUCAAGUACAAGCCUAUCGCCGAUGAACUCCGGCUGAAGGGGUGGAGAGUGGAGUCCGCUGCGAUUGUCUAUGGAUCUCUAGGCUCGGUGCUCCCGCGUAACCUCAAGACAUACACGGACACGCUCCACCUGCUCAAGCGCGAUGCUAGGACUCUGGAAUUUCGCCUUUCCAGUCAUUGUGUCCGCUCCAGUCGCCGGAUCUGGAGCUGGCACUGCCAACUACACAGGGAUCGACAACGGAGAGGGGCGGCUACAAGAGAGUCGCGCAGGUCCGGGGGAACCUGCAGGCUCCUCAGCCGCCAGAGGCGCGGUGAUAAGCUGGUCUUUAUGACCGACAGGGCACUAUCCAGGUAG
Peronospora matthiolae is the source of this 6285-nucleotide messenger RNA. The record is from the annotation of a GenBank genome assembly. Lineage: Eukaryota; Oomycota; Peronosporomycetes; Peronosporales; Peronosporaceae.